GGGAGAGUAGAUGGGAGAAAGAGGGAGUGUGUCCAUGAAAACAGUGUUUGUGGAGGAGAGGGAGGGAGGAAGCAGACUUUCGGCAGUGUGAUCAGUUGGUGGUUCUACAGCUCUUUCUACGUUCCUCUUGUCCUCACCGCCGAGGCAUUGCAGCAGAUUUUUCUGUUCGUUCAGGGAUGGGAGGCCCCCUCUCGAGGUUUUAGAUGGACAUCUGGAAUUAGGUCACUGCUCUGUUGGGGAUCAUGGAGAUGAACGGUCGUGCUCACCCGCCGUCCAUACCUGAGGAUGGCGAAGCCCCCGACCAAGUGCACCGCCGGGAGAUGAACGGCUUCCACACCAGUCAGAGUGACGGAGGAGACACUGAACUGCCGGUGUCCAAGUCUCAAAGGAGGAAGAGUGAUGUUAAAGUCUACAAAGAGUUCUGCGACUUUUAUGCUCGCUUCAACAUGGCCAACGCUCUGGCCAACGCCAUGUGUGAGCGGUGCAAGAGCGGCUUCGCUCCAGCCGAGAAAAUAGUGAACAGCAACGGGGAGCUUUACCACGAGCAGUGCUUCGUCUGUGCCCAGUGUUUCCAGCAGUUCCCAGAGGGGCUCUUCUAUGAGUUUGAAGGCAGGAAGUACUGUGAGCACGACUUCCAGAUGCUCUUCGCUCCGUGUUGCCAUCAGUGUUGCGAGUUCAUUAUCGGCCGUGUGAUCAAGGCGAUGAACAACAGCUGGCAUCCAGACUGCUUCUGCUGUGUGAUCUGCCAUACUGUGCUCGCAGACGUUGGAUUUGUUAAAAAUGCUGGACGACACUUGUGCCGCCCGUGCCACAAUAAAGAGAAAGCUCGGGGUCUCGGCAAGUACAUCUGUCAGAAGUGUCACGCCAUUAUCGAUGAGCAGCCGCUGCUGUUCAAGAACGACCCCUAUCACCCGGAUCACUUCAACUGCAACAACUGCGGUAAGGAGCUGACGGCUGAUGCCAGGGAGCUGAAGGGAGAACUCUACUGUCUGCCCUGCCACGACAAGAUGGGCGUGCCCAUCUGCGGCGCCUGUAGGAGACCCAUCGAGGGCCGUGUGGUCAAUGCCAUGGGCAAGCAGUGGCAUGUGGAGCAUUUUGUGUGUGCUAAGUGUGAGAAACCCUUCCUGGGGCAUCGUCACUACGAGCGAAAGGGUCUGGCUUAUUGUGAGACCCACUACAACCAGCUGUUCGGAGACGUUUGCUACCACUGCAACCGAGUGAUUGAAGGAGACGUGGUGUCUGCCCUCAACAAGGCUUGGUGUGUCAACUGCUUUGGAUGCUCCACCUGCAACACCAAGCUCACCCUCAAGAACAAGUUUGUGGAGUUUGACAUGAAGCCAGUGUGUAAGAAAUGCUACGAAAAGUUCCCGCUGGAGCUGAAGAAGAGGCUGAAGAAACUGUCUGAGACCGUCGCUCGGAAGUAAACGCCGCUCGGGAAGAUGCAACGAAAACCACGCUCCAACCCACCCUUUAAAAAGUCGUUGUUGUGCUUAUGUUACAUUUAGCUUGGAUGUUGCACUUAGAAUCACGAGUUUAGAGUCACUUUAUUCAUCAGAAACUGGCUCCAAACCAACCGUCAGCUCGAGUGCCUUUUUCCUCAAAUUCUGCACUGUAUAUCUUUUAUAUUCUGGCUUUCUUUAUUGCUAAAUAUACCUUUAAAUAAAAAAUACAAACCAUCAUAACUGGUCUUAUAUACUUGAUAAUAAAAAUUGUGCUUUAAAAAGUAAAUGAUGUUUUAUGCAAGAAAUGUUUGCCAGUGUAUUUUGCAAAUAUGUGAGACUUUUAUUUUGUAAUUAAGUAAAACUAAAGAAAGUAUUAUGCUUCCUGUUUUUUUAGCACCAAAAGUUUGAAUAUUAUGCCAAAAUACUUAGCUUAAAUUGUUCAGUAUUUUCACCAAUAAAGUAGUGAUUUCAUAUAAAAUGUUUCAGAAACACUCAUCUAUGCAAACCAGAUGUUUAACCACAUUUCUUUUUUCCCAUUUUGUCUUGUUAUAUGUAUGCUUUAGCCACAUUUAAACAUAAUAUUCAAUAUGAAUCAAUAAAGAUGAACAAUAUUUAUUUACAAUAGUAGCUUUAGUUGAUCACUGCUCCCCGUCAUCUAACACUGAGCAGCUUUACAGUCCCGGGUUUGCAUGGCAGCUGCUAAUGCUCUGUUUAUUACAACACGGUGACGUAUAGACGCCGCCGGAUGUGGGAAUAACAUUGGAUUUUGGAACGUUGCCUGUGCUGUUUGUAAUCCAAAAAAGUGAUCCUCUUAAGGAAGUGGAGGCUUUUUUACUUUCUUCAGGCUCAGACCUCAAUAGAGGAGGGCAAACCAGCAGCUUUACGGAAAUCCGGUAUUUGAUCAUAGGAUGUUUAUGCAGCCUAAUACAAAGUAUGUAGUUUGCUUAUUUGUUGAUAUUUGUACAAAAUUAUAUAAAAACUGAUAUUUCUGUGAGGCUUCAUCUUAUGCAUACAAUGUUUAUGAAGAUAUUUGUUGUGUGUUGACAAACCAAACUGCAUGUCCCAGGCUAGAAUAGACAUGUUUGUUAAUUCCAAAUGUUGACAGCUCAUCUGAAUAAAAUUAUAUC
Molecule: messenger RNA, 2569 nt
Organism: Oryzias melastigma (Indian medaka)
Lineage: Eukaryota; Metazoa; Chordata; Actinopteri; Beloniformes; Adrianichthyidae
Product: LIM and senescent cell antigen-like-containing domain protein 1
Exons: 10
Coding region: 243-1424 (393 amino acids)
Biological process (GO): cell-cell adhesion; positive regulation of substrate adhesion-dependent cell spreading; cell-cell junction organization
Cellular component (GO): focal adhesion; cell-cell junction; cytoplasm
Source: RefSeq, a predicted model, not a curated record